GUGUUUGCGUGCGAAUGCAAGAUACGAAUCUGUCGGCAGAGCACUACGCGCCAUAUUAUUUUUAUAUAACAAUUCUUUAUCAACCGUUCGCGUUUUUUUUUUUACGCAUUUCGCGUUUUAUCCGUUUUGCGACGACACCGCUCCACCGCUCCACCGCUCCACCGCUGCCUACAAACAUGUCGUCACAACUAGGUGUAAUGUUGUUAUAAUUUUUCGUUUGCGGUGUCCGAUUUAUAACGGCAUACAGUUCGAGAGGAGUUCAGCUGCUGACGACCCGCGAGAACAAAAUUUUAACAAAGCCGGAUCAAUAAUGUAUACCAAACAGGAAAUCAAUAAAAUGCUCAACAAGGCUGUUUUUAAAAAAUGUUUGGUUUCUUGUGUACAAUUAGACGAAGAAGCCAUUCACAAUUAUAAAUUGAGCUUAAAAAAGAAUAAGGAUAAUUAUAGCGAUGGACCGGCUAAGAAAAAACCCAAUCUGGAUACAAAUAGAAAAGAUGAUACUGAGGAGGUACCCAUAAAAAUGAAUUACGAAGAAUCAACUGAUUCAUCAAAUUCUCCAGCUAAUAAUGUAAUUAAUAAAAACCCGGACGUUAAUCCUAGGAAAAACAAAUCUUCUUCAGCUAAUGGCGUAUUUAAAAAAAACGAGUUACUUUAUCCUAGAAUAACCAGGUCUGCAUCAAAAACAAAACACGGAAUAGCUUCUACCAGUACUGAGAAGGUACCUAAAGAAAGUGAUUGUGAAAAAUCGACUGAAUCAUCAAAUUCUUCAGCUAAUGACAUAUUUAAAAAAAACGAGUUACUUUGUACUAGAAUAACCAGGUCUGCAUCAAAACCAAAACACGGAAUAGCUUCUACCAGUACUGAGAAGGUACCUUUAAAAAUUGAUGACGAAGAAUCAACUGAAUCAUCAAAUUCUUCAGCUAAUAUUGUAACUAAUAAAAACCCAAACGUUAAUCCUAGGAAAACCUGGUCUUCUUCAGCUAAUGACGUAUUUAAAAAAAACGAGUUACUUUAUCCUAGAAUAACCAGGUCUGCAUCAAAACCAAAACACGGAAUAGCUUCUACCAGUACUAAGGAGGUACCCAUAAAAAUUGAUGACGAAGAAUCAACUGAAUCAUCAAAUUCUUCAGCUAAUAAUGUAAAUAAUAAAAACCCAAACGUCAAUCCUAGGAAAACGAAGUCUUCUUCAGCUAAUGACGUAUUUAAAAGAAACGAGUUACUUUAUCCUAGAAUAACCAGGUCUGCAUCAAAACGAAAACACGGAAUAGCUUCUACCAGUACUGAGAAGGUACCUAUAAAAAUUGAUGACGAAGAAUCAACUGAAUCAUCAAAUUCUUCAGCUAAUAAUGUAAAUAAUAAAAACCCAAACGUUAAUCCUAGGAAAACCUGGUCUUCUUCAGCUAAUGACGUAUUUAAAAAAAACGAGUUACUUUAUCCUAGAAAAACCAGGUCUGCCUCAAAACCAAAACACGGAAUAGCUUCUACCAGUACUAAGGAGGUACCCAUAAAAAUUGUUGACGAAGAAUCAACUAAAUCAUCAAAUUCUCCAGCUAAUAAUGUGAUUAAUAAAAACCCGGACGUUAAUCCUAGGAAAACCGGGUCUUCUUCAGCUAAUGACGUAUUUAAAAAAAACGAGUUACUUUAUCCUAGAAUAACCAGGUCGGCAUCAAAAACAAAACACGGAAUAGCUUCUACCAGUACUGAGAAGGUACCUAAAGAAAGUGAUUGUGAAAAAUCGACUGAAUCAUCAAAUUCUUCAGCUAACGACGUAUUUAAACAAAACAAAGUGGUUUAUCUUAGAAUAACCAGGUCUGCAUCAAAACCAAAACACCGAAUAGCUUCUACCAGUACCAAGGAGGUACCCAUAAAAAUUGAUGACGAUGAAUCAACUAAAUCAUCAAAUUCUCCAGCUAAUAAUGUAAUUAAUAAAAACCCGGACGUUAAUCCUAGGAAAACCUGGUCUUCUUCAGCUAAUGACGUAUUUAAAAAAAACGAGUUACUUUAUCCUAGAAUAACCAGGUCGGCAUCAAAAACAAAACACGGAAUAGCUUCUACCAGUACUGAGAAGGUACCUAAAAAAAGUGAUUGUGAAAAAUCGACUGAAUCAUCAAAUUCUUCAGCUAAUGACGUAUUUAAACAAAACGAGGUGGUUUAUCUUAGAAUAACCAGGUCUGCAUCAAAACGAAAACACGGAAUAGCUUCUACCAGUACUAAGGAGGUACCCAUAAAAAUUGAUGACGAAGAAUCAACUGAAUCAUCAAAUUCUUCGGCUAAUAAUGCAACUAAUAAAAACUCAAACGUUAAUCCUAGGAAAACGAAGUCUUCUUCAGCUAAUGACGUAUUAAAAAAAAAAGAGUUACUUUAUCCUAGAAUAACCAGGUCUGCAUCAAAACCAAAACACGGAAUAGCUUCUACCAGUACUAAGGAGGUACCCAUUAAAAUUGAUGACGAAGAAUCAACUGAAUCAUCAAAUUCUUCAGCUAGUUAUGUAUUCAAAAAAAAUAAGGUGAUUGAUCCUAGGAAAACCAAGUCUUCAUCAAAAUCAGGAGACGAAAUUGCUUCUACCAGUACUGAGAAGGUACCUAAAGAAAGUGAUUGUGAAAAAUUGACUGAAUCAUCAAAUUCUUCAGCUAAUUAUGUAUAUAAAAAAAAUCAGGCCAUUGAUCCUAGGAAAACCUUGUCUUCAUCAAAAUCAGAAAACGAAAUUGCUUCUACCAGUACUGAGAAGGUACCUAAAGAAAGUGAUUGUGAAAAAUCGACUGAAUCAUCAAAUUCUACAAAUAAACUAUCGAAAAUCUCGGUCAUUGAUCCUAGGAUAACCAUGUCUGCAUCAAAACCAAAACACAGAAUAGCUGUUACUAGUACUGAGGAAGUACCCAUAAUAAUUGAUGACGAAGAAUCAACUAAAACAUCAAAUUCUUCAGCUAAUAAUGUAUUUAAAAAUAACAAGGUUGUUGAUCCUAAGAUAACCAUGUCUCCAUCAAAACCAAAACACGGAAUAGCUAUUACCAGUACUGAGGAGAUACCCAUAGUUAUUGAUGACGAAGAAUCAACUGAAUCAUCAUAUUCUUCAGCUAAUUAUGUAUAUAAAAAAAAUCAUGCCAUUGAUCCUAGGAAAAUCUCGGUCAUUGAUCCUAGGAUAACCAUGUCUGCAUCAAAACCAAAACACAGAAUAGCUGUUACUAGUACUGAGGAAGUACCCAUAGUAAUUGAUGACGAAGAAUCAACUAAAACAUCAAAUUCUUCAGCUAAUAAUGUAUUUAAAAAUAACAAGGUUGUUGAUCCUAAGAUAACCAUGUCUCCAUCAAAACCAAAACACGGAAUAGCUAUUACCAGUACUGAGGAGGAACUUAUAGUUAUUGAUGACGAAGAAUCAACUGAAUCAUCAUAUUCUUCAGCUAAUUAUGUAUAUAAAAAAAAUCAGGCCAUUGAUCCUAGGAAAACCACGUCUUCAUCAAAAUCUGAAAACGAAAUUGCUUCUACCAGUACUGAGAAGGUACCUAAAGAAAGUGAUUGUAAAAAAUCGACUGAAUCAUCAAAUUCUUCAAAUAUACUAGCGAAAAUCUCGGUCAUUGAUCCUAGGAUAACCAUGGCUGCAUCAAAACCAAAACACCGAAUAGCUUUUGCCAGUACUGAGGAGGUACUCAUAGUAAUUGAUGACGAAGAAUCAACUGAUUCAUCAAAUUCUUCAGCUAAUAAUGUAUUUAAAAAAAAUCAGAUGAUUGAUCCUAGGAAUACCAUGUCUUCAUCAAAAUCAGAAAACGAAAUUGCUUCUACCAGUACUGAGAAGGUGCCUAAAGAAAGUGAUUGUAAAAAAUCGACUGAAUCAUCAAAUUCUUCAAAUGCACUAGCGAAAAUCUCUGUCAUUGAUCCUAGAAAAAUGAUGAAUGACGAUGAAUAUAUACGGUACACCAACGUAUUUUUUGAUAAAAAACCAGUCAGUACCUAUGUUAACACAGUUAAAAGUGCUUUAAAUGAAAAUUUGAAAUUGAUUGAAAUUGAAGAAUUAUAUAAUAAGUAUUUUGGUAAGUUCUUACAAGAUACUAUUGUGGUUAUUGCUAAUUUAUACAUCAUAUAUGCAACAACAUAUAUACAAUACGUAGCAAAACUUAAAAAAUCGUUAGAGGAUAAAUCUGAAGCUGAAAAACUAAAAGAAACAUAUGAUGCCAAAUUAUUUCACGAGAGACAAACAAAAAUUUUAGAAAGAAAGGUGAAGAUCUAUUUAACAAACGUCAUAUCAUUAUUUUCUGAAUCAGAAUUUGAAAAAGCAUUUAAAAUGUUUUUUCUAAGUUUAUUAACUGUAGUUAGAGUUUUGAAGCAGCCAAAAUUCUGGAAAGGCGACAUAUUCAAAAAUUUGUCACAAUUUUUAUUGAAUUGUUUGAAAAACUAUGAAUUAAACGAUUCCAGAGUUUUUUCAAUGUUACAGUCAAAUGAUUUUCGAUUAGGCUGCAUCAAUAUGAUGUUGGAGAUUGAAGAUAGUAAGGAUAAUGACCCCGGAAUUGCUGAUCGUUUAACAUUGUUUUUUGUGACAUCAGUUAACAACCAGAAAUAUUUUCAAAAAAUUGUUGAUGCUAUCGUCAGUGAAUCCGAAGUAGACCUAGAAAUAUUAAUCGAUGAGGCAUAUUUUCAAUGUUGCGUUAAUUCAAUGUUUAAAGAUCCUAUAAAGCCAUCAACUGUCCAAGAAUCCAUUGACGAAUCACCAGUAACAAAUACUAUUCAAACCCCUAUCAACUCUGAUGAACAACACAGUGUCAUAGCUAAAAGUCCAGAAGGAACUUUCCAAGAUAUACCUGGACUAAAUAGUAAGAAGUCCCAAGCCAUUGGUAAUACUGCAGUAAAAUCGUCGACUGUAACAAACCAGCUAUUAACGAAGUUAUCCCAUGAAUCACGCACCCAGGAAUUCUGUACUGAAACGUAUACUCCUAAAGUGAUUCCAACUAAAAAAUGCAUUGUUGGCACGCAAAAUAAUUUAAUUAUUCCUUCGGGUCACGUAACAACAUCAUCGUCAGCAACACAACCAACACGUGUGAAGUCGAUACACUCAAUUCAGAAUAACAAUACCGUGGCAAACCGGCCUACAGCUGAAGGUCUUAAUAUUGCAGUUCACGACCAACAAGUUGGGCCAUCAAGCCAAUUGAAAAAACUUAGCACUAGUGUUGGUACUAACAACCGAUUUGUUAAUUUAAAACUUAUCAAAUGCUUUGUGAACGGUUGUAACAAGAAUGUAAAUGUAGUGUGCAGUAAUUGUAAAGUGGCGAAAUACUGUUCUCGUGUGUGCCAAAAACAUCACUGGUACUCAGAGCACGUUUUUCGCUGUAAUGAACUGCAAAAAAUAAGAAAACAACGUCAAACUUCUCGCCUAAAUAAGUAAUUUAACUUAAGUAUAUUUUAAGUUAAAAGUUUUCAUAAAAACAUUUCUAUUUUGAUUUUUUAAAAAAAAUGGAUUACGCCACAGGUCUGUUACCUUUUUGUGGUGCCGCGGAGUCCUUUAUCAUCUUUAAAAUUGCUUUAUCCAUAUAAAUCUCCUAAAUCUUCCCACCAAUCCUAAUUUAAUAUAAAACAAACAAAAUGUCCUAAUUUCACUAUAUUUGAAAAACACAAAUAUGUGAUUCUUAAUUUAUAAUAUUAUUAUAUGUCAUACCUACCUGUAAUAUAUUAGCUAUAUUGUCUUCACUUGAUUCACUACUAUAAAUAAUUUUUAUCUUGUAAUAUUAUAUGUCUAAUAUUGUAAAAUGAGUCAUGUUAUUAUUAUAUUUCAUGUCAAUAUAAAUUAACUUGAUUAGUCAAAAUCUAUACUCUUUUUCUUUAAUAUUGUAUACUCAAAAGCAUCACGUUCUCUCACCAAUGAUCAAUAUAUAUAUUUUUAAUGUUAUUAUGUCAU
This is a messenger RNA of Metopolophium dirhodum (rose-grain aphid), 5881 nucleotides long. RefSeq names its product bromodomain-containing protein DDB_G0270170-like. Lineage: Eukaryota; Metazoa; Arthropoda; Insecta; Hemiptera; Aphididae. The transcript has 6 exons. The record is from RefSeq and is a predicted model, not a curated record. Bases 311 to 5371 code for a protein of 1686 amino acids.